Molecule: messenger RNA, 2025 nt
Organism: Penicillium paradoxum
Lineage: Eukaryota; Fungi; Ascomycota; Eurotiomycetes; Eurotiales; Aspergillaceae
Product: putative C6 transcription factor
Exons: 1
Coding region: 1-2025 (674 amino acids)
Biological process (GO): positive regulation of transcription from RNA polymerase II promoter by galactose; DNA-templated transcription
Cellular component (GO): nucleus
Molecular function (GO): zinc ion binding; DNA-binding transcription factor activity, RNA polymerase II-specific; RNA polymerase II cis-regulatory region sequence-specific DNA binding
Source: RefSeq, a predicted model, not a curated record
AUGUUGCUGAGUGAGCGCAUAGUUGCAUCUCCGCAGAGGGAAACGGCAAUGGACCGCCUCUUGAGUUCUCUCGACGAUCAAGGGAUGAAUAUGGAACAACAGGCCAAGGAUGAGAAGGAAGGAACGGCGCCAGUGCCAAAAGUGGCGCGACUUCUGCGCGAUGGCCAAGGAAAGUUCAUGUACAUCGGGGACUCGGCCAGUCUCUCAUUUUUGCAAAGUGUGCGCCGUGUGGUUAUGUCUUCCAUUGGCCGAUGCGAGUUCACUGAAGACAAUUCCCGGCAUUCUAUGCUCGAGGCCUUUCAAAGCAACCCAAACACCCAAUCUGGACCUCUAGUUACUCCGCCAAACAACGAAGAAGCCCAAAGACUAGCUAGUCAGUUUGUGCUUGCCACAAGCCCAUUGCUAGACCCAUUUGACCUGGAGGAGUUCCGCCCACGACUAGCUAAUUGGGUUGCAAACCCAUUAGGGGACGAAGAUACCGUUAGCUCUAUAUUUUAUCUUGUCCUUGCCAUCGGAGCUCAAGUCUCCGAUACUGAUCAAACAACAGCCGAGCAAUAUUUUGGCAGUGGUCGUCAAUUAGCGUUCUCGGCCUUCCAGGAGACUCCCAGCAUCCACACCAUUCAAUCAUACAUUCUGAUCUCUAUGUACAUGCUUGGUGCGUGCAGGCGUAAUGGUGCAUUCAUGAACCUUGGGAUUGCUUUACGUGCUGCUUAUGCCGUAGGGAUUCAUCGCAAGGAUGCAAAUGCCCUCUUUUGUGGGCGUGAACGUCGAGCGAGAGAGCGAGUUUGGAAGAGUCUCCGGAUGAUGGAUCUAUUUCUCAGCGCCUCCCUAGGGCGUCCCCCUGCAACUUCAGACUAUGAUUAUGACAAACGUGACGAUAAUCCUGUAUCAGAAGCCCCGCAACAUCAUUUGAGCCCGGAUCAGCAACUCUCCGGGGCUGUGAUCUCACUUUGUCGAAUAUUUGAACAAAUUCUGACCGAUGUCUAUAUGAAGCAAGUCAUAUCCAUCAAUGUUGCAGAGAAUAUCUCGAACCAACAUCGGGCUUGGGUUCGAACUCUGCCAGCAAUCCUCAAAAUGUCGACUGAGCGGCCCGAGAAUCAAUCGACAGAAAGGAGUCUGGCUGCAGCUCAUAUCUUUGGCUCGUAUUACUGGUCAAUCAUCCUAUUGACACGACCAUUCCUCAUCUAUCGCGUCGCCCAAUAUGUCAAGGGCAAAGCUGAUCCAUCCUCUGAGACUCGAAACGGUAGCUCGCGCAUUGCGCUGUUUGCCGACGCUUGUGUCUAUUCCGCACUUCGAGGGCUGGACGUGGUCGAUGACCUCAGCCAUUGUGUCUCCCUUCCACUUCGAUUACCAUUCUUGAUUAACUCCGUAUUCAACUCCGUCAUUGUUCUCGGCGCUGCAUUCUUCGCCGAUUACGAUAAUCUCCUUCCGCUAGAAGAAGGAAUCAGCAAAGCCGAACGGUUCUUAGGGCUGUUCGUUCCGCACGAUCCCCACGCAUGCCGCUUCUUCCAGAUUAUCAAAUAUCUCCGUGGUGCUAUAGCGGAAUACGUUUCCCGACGAAAUCGACAAUGGAUGAACCGACGGAGCAAACAGGUAGAUCAACUGUUCGGUCAAGUGGGAAGUAGCGAUGAUGUUCCUUUCACCCGCCGGAGUGAUGCUCAAUCAGUUCCAUCUGCAUCUGCAACGGGGCCAUCCCCUACCUCCCUCGGAAUAGUCUCUAGUGAAACUCCUCCGUAUCUCCACUCCCAACCACCCCCUCAAUCCCAACUUCCCGUCGAGAACGAUGUUUGGGAAGCCCUGUGUAAUGGGCCAGUUGCGACGGGAGGGUUGUCUUACGAUACCGCUAUCUCUGCUUUAACCACCUCUGGGAUCCCAGUGGGCUGCUCUCCUGGUGGGACGAUCCCCCCCGGUCUUCCAUCAGUUUCCGGUCCAUCUCCGCUCUCUGACGUGAUUUUUCCGGAGAAUGGCCUACUUUAUAUGGCCGAGGAUCUUUCAGUAUUUGGGAUUUGGGGAGAAGACCCAUGA